UGGCAACAGCCAAGAAGUGUCAGGUGUCAGCUCUGGAGCCAAUUCGAACAGCAGCACUUCUGGCAACAGUCAAGAAGUGUCAGGUGUCAGCUCGGGAGCUACUUCUGCCAACAGUUCUUCAGUAAACAGUCGCGAACAGUCAGUAGUCAGCAAAGGACCUUCAUCAAUCAGUGGCAACAGUCAGGAACUUGCCUUAUCAUCAUCGUCAGCCACCUCCGUGACUCGCAGCCAGGCAGAGGCUGCUGACAGCAAUAACAGGAACUCGUCGUCAGCAGGGCUGGCUCGUCAGCUGGGCCCCGGUUCACCGCUGACAGCUGCUGUCAUGCUGGGCGCCCCUCUCCUGGCGGGCGCCAUAUAUGCUGGCGCCAGCGCCCCCAAUGUGCCGGGAACUCGUCGUCAAGAUCAGGACGCUGGAGGCGCGGAUGAACCAUAUUGGCAGAGGCUCAUUCAGAGGACAGUUGGCAACAUUAGAAACACUGCGAGUUACGUUGAAGGACAAGUUCGCGAUUUUUUUGAGUUGGACGGAUCACGUGACCAAACGACUGAUGACCAGGCCGGAGAAAUGGUCGGGGUUGUGCCUGGAAAUGCACCUCCAGGCAUAGUUCAGCUUAACCAAAACCAGGUCUUGAGACCGAGAAGGAGGAAGAAAAAACCAACUGCUGCUGGAAACCAAGCUUUGGCACCCAACGGUGACAUGCAAAUCAGGCUGCCCUAUAUUGAUGGGUCUCCGGUGUUCCAUAACAUUAGGGUACUUGAUCAGUUGGGCACAGCAGGAGUUGCAGGAGGAAUAGGGGGUUUCGCUGGCGGUGUUGGUGGCAUUCCUGGACUCGGUGGACAGGUCGGCUACAAAAAAUCUGCCACAGGACAUCUACAUGAUCCCUUCACUCCUGUGAGACAAGAAAAUAACCCCGUGUUUUACACUCCUGAGGGUCAUCCAUUUAGGCCGGCCGUUAAUUCACCUCAAGUUUUGGGUUCUAAGAAGGAAAGUGAUGGUCUUCUUGAACAAGGUAUUGAGAAUUCGCUUCUUCAUCAACAUUAUAUCGACGCAGGAGUUCCAGUUUCUGGUCAAGUACCUGGAUUGGCAUCUCUUGGUUCGCAAAGGCUGCAUUCGGAACAAUACGUUAGGAUUGCCGAAACAGGACAAGUAGUUCCACUUCGGGCGCUCCAUCCUCAGCUAUUGGAAACUAGGCUCCAGUCCGACACCCUUCCUGUCAGACGAUUUGACGGGGCUCUCUCGCGUCAGCUGAGUGCACCAGAGCUUCUCGCUUUGUCUCAACAACAAGAAUCUAUUGGACUUAAUGGGAAUGUUCGGCAAUCACAGGCCGUAAAUUCACCUGUGCUGAUCAGUGAGAGACGGAGAGGUAUUGACUCGCAAGGAUCCGAAAAUUUCCCAGAAAGGAAAAGCGUACAGAACUCGAGUCAUUUUUUAGGCAAUUCCGGUGAUGCAGUUCCCAUGGUAGGACCCGGCCUACAAAUGGUUGACGGAACUGUACAAUACCAAGCAGAAGAUGGAAAAAUGCAUUUGCUUGGGAUAACUGCUGGUAACGAAAAAGUUAAACGUCGAAAGCGUCCAACACGGCCUGGUAAAAACAAAAAUCUGAGGUUGAAAAAUGUCAGAAAAGAUGCUCCUAAACUUCCAGCGAUAUCAAUUAGACCAAAUCAACCCAGCAUAAACCUAGCCACAAAUCUGCCUAUGCCGUCGAUCAGCGCCCACGAACAAAGGCCGUCGCCACACACUUUUGCUAUGCUGCCUGAAACAAAAGCAGACGAUUUCAACGCGCAUGAUCCGUUAACAGUUCAGCUACGCUCAUACAACCACAAGUACACUGGAAGCAGCGAAGAAAGACAACAGUCUCCUAAUAGCCAUCGAUAUUUACUUCCGAACUCGAUAUCCAGCCACGGGCAGGUUGAGCAGGGAAUAAGGCAAACUCAGCAGCAAAUAAGCCCACAUGAUAUUCGAGAUUUCAUGAAAGUUAACAUGGAUUCGCCUGGUAGAAAAACAACAGAUGCUUCAACGAACUCGUUUGGAAAUUACACCACGAGAUUUCGAGUGAUAGAUUAUAAGGAAGAGCUGAGAAUUGCAAAAGAAAAGCUAAAUAUCUCUAACUUGGAGAAUGUGGGAACGGCUUCUAUGAAUUACGGAAACCUUAAACCAGAAUCUGUGAUCAGUAAAGUCGAGCUAGAAUCUAUUAAUAAACACCAAGCAUACUUGAGAGCAAUGAAAAAACAAUUACCGAGAUUUACUUCAAAAGAAUUAAUAGAACAUCGGCCACCCGAGCAGAAGACCAUUGAGCAGCUGAAGCCUCUGGCUCGUGAAGCAGCGGUCGAUGAUUUUUUAGACCCGCGUAACAGACUGAUAGUUGGUGGCGAUUUGUACCGCAAAGCAUAUCUUCCAGACACAAUGUCCGGUGAAGACAUUUCAAGUAUAUCAAGUCUUCAUUCCAGUCAAAGAGCAACCGAACACGAUAAAUUGCCUUUAUACAGAGGGGAUUUUUCAUCACAUCCAAUAAUGAAAUCUUCGGACACGGUGGAUUCUGUUCCAGGGGCUUCGAGGAUAUCAGCAAAAUUACAGAAUGAUAUUACCAGGCCUCCAAAUAGAACGAACUCGAAUGAUAAGAUGGAAGGACCCAAGCAGCUGGAUAUCGACACCAGUGAUAAUAAUCUACACCAAUCAAAAAUUCGUGCGGAUUCCAAAGAUCCUACAGAGAUCAAACCUUCCCCCAGCUCCACACGCACUGCUGACUCGGAAGAAGAACCUUUAGGAUAUCCGUUUUAUAAGUUCAAAAACCAAGGAAUUAGACCUCCGAGUAGCAUUCAGGACGUAAUAGCCCUCACAAUGGGCGCUGAGCCUGCGCAUGAUGAAGGUCGGAGGGAUCAUCGCAAUAGCUUGGAGUUCAAUCGAUUCAAGCCAAAUAAUCCACGAGCCUCACCAAGAAUUGACAAGAUUGCUAUGACACAAGAGACUGAAUUCCCUAAUGAUUAUAACUAUGAUUAUUAUCAUGAUAGGUUGCCUCUUCACCAACCUCAUCAUAACGCCCGGCCUAAGAGCAGCAAAACUCAAGGAUUACUUUACCAUCAAUAUAAGGAAAGGAAACACUCCGAAAACUCGGCUGUUGAUCACGCACUGCACAGUAUAAACCUAGGCAGACUUACUGGCACCGCGGAAAACUCAGCUUUGAAGAUACAACCAGCUUCGUUUGAGGUAUUUGAUAUUAUCGCAGAUGAAAGUAAAAAGAGAAAGAAAACCCAAGGAUACAAUGAUGGUUCGGCAGUUUCUGACAUGAAGGUGUCUGACAGAAAUCGGAACCAAGGAUCUGCCGGCGUUCACGUCUCUGUCAAAAGUACUGACGGAGUCACAACUUUGGAUGGACCUCAAAAUGAGGCUUACUUGCCUUACAAUUCGGAUAGUUUUCUGCACAAGAACGUCCCACAAAACCCAAAACCAAACGAGAAAGUCAAUACCAGAAUAAAUAGUGAUGAAGUGGAUUACGCGUAUGACCGCGAAAUUGCAAAACAAGAUGAAUCCGAUUACGUAUUCAAAAGCAAGGACAAAAUAAAAACUUUGUCUGAAGAUAAGGAAAAUCGAAACCCUUCGACCAUCAGUAGCGUACGAAUAUCCACGGCAUCAAACCCCGUGGCUGAAGAGUCGUAUGGCGACAGCGAGUACGACGAAACUCCAGGGCUGAGGAGGCGAAAAAUCGUUGGAUCUAAUUUGGGACGACCUUUUAGGAGACGGCGGCCAUCAUCAACAACAGUCAGGCCUGCAAGCGUUGAAAAUAAAAAUGAUGAAUCAAUUAGCUUCAGACUCAAUAAUCGACAAAACUUACCAAGAAAGAGUUUGUCUGCUGAACUCGGUGACUAUAUCCGCACUAAAACAAAGCUGCCUCAAAGUGUCGUGACUACUCAAAAAAAAAGUGACAUCACAAGGGAUUCGGAAGAAGACGAAAUAAAAGUACCCGAAAAUAAUCAGUCCGCUGACAUGACUCAGACGAGGUCCAAGAGAAGAAAACCUAUUGGUAGAAAGAGGUUGGGUAAUCUUCCAGCUGCCAAUCAACAGACAGACGAUGAGUUGACGGGAAUACCAAGCGCUGCGAGUUCAGGCCUUAGACGAAGAAGACGACCUCUAGAAAAUCCAACGAAAAAUAAUCCAGUAUAUAUUGAAGAUAAAAACAGUCCUCCCUUCGCCCAAGAUUACACAGAUCCUGAAUCACGCUAUAGAACUCGAGACACAACUGAUCUUGAACAACAAACUUACGAAGAACGAUAUAUGAGACGUAAAAACUACAAAAUCAUGGAUCGUCAACAAGAGAACAUGGAGAAAGAAUACAGUGUUGAAGGAACUCAGUAUCCUGAUGAUGAUGACAUGAGUGUCAGCCCUUCAGUCAAAAACGAAGCGACCAGGAAUUUUAUGGGCAUAAAACGAAACUCAGCUCCUAAAUUUGGUGAAUUCAAAAAGAAUUAUGACACUACUAUCGAACUUCUCAAGGCAAAACGAGAUUCCAUUGGACCCAAAAGUACGACCCCUCAGCAGGAAGACACAAUUCCUUCUUCUCCGUCGCCCUUUCUGCCAACACAUGCAAGCCGCGGCAAAGUGAAAAGAAAUCACGACGAUGCAAUUGCUGAUAGAAGCAACUCCAGUGUAAAGGAGCCUCACGUUAUAACUAUUGAUGACAUCAGCGGUCAAGAUAAUAGGUUGUCUCCUAGAAUAAAUCCGUUCACAAGUACAACACCAAGUGGACCUUCAUUCAUGAAAAGAAUUCAAGAUAUUAGUGAUGAAGAUAAUCCGAUUAUUUCAAAUUUGAAAGCCGUUUUUCUUGAAAAUGCUAACGAACAUCACAAGCCGAUGAAAACUUCUUUCUGGCAUCUUGGCGUGCCACGAACAACCGAACCUGUAGAAGCUCUUACCACUUCCACUACUCUAACUCCUGGAGUGAAGAAAGUGCGAAGAAAGAAGCUAAGAAAUUCUGAAUAUUCCCAAAUUUCCCGUAUGGGUUUGCCUCUGAACAGCGUCGAAAUAAUAACCGGCAAAAUUUCUAAUUCAAAUCCUCCUAGAACUCCUCACCUAAGGCAGCAUGGCGCUUUCUUGGUAGCUAAAACAUCAUCUAACACGGCUCCUGAUAUCGCAAUUACUGCCGGAGGCCAAAUAAAUGAGAAAGAAGAAAUAGAAGAUCAGUACGAAAGUUUGUCUGACCUUAUGCCUAUGAGGCUCGUGGCACCUCACCCGGAAACUUUAAACUCCGUGACUCCUCUGGCUCAAGUUGGAGAUAACUUCAGUGGUAAAACCAUGAACUUUAACGAUGAAGUUCGCCAAGAAGAUAUUCAGGCUGAUAAAUCCGGUGCAGCUGUUAAUUCUGUGCCAAAACAACACGAGACCCAAAUGGAAUAUGGAGAAUCCUUUACACCAAACAAAAUUAUUUUACCGAUCAAAAAUGCAAGUAAGUUUGCAAUUGCAAGUGAAGCUUCAGACGAGUCCCUGGUAGCUAUUGGAGAGAUCCAGCUACCUGGAACUGACCGCAAAAUUAUCGUUAAAACUCCUGUUCCGGAAUUUUUUAACUCCGGUCCUGGCUCCGUUGUUGACGUAUUUAAAAAUACAAAAGAGGAUCAAGUCGACAAAGCAAGUGAUGUUUUGGAACAAAGUACUAAAAAUUUUGCACCAAUUUCCAAGAGACAUUUUUUCGAGCCAGAACCAUACCACCCAACUACUGAUCGCUCAUCGCUGGCUUCCUUCCCUAAAUAUCUGGGACCUAAAUUAUCAGCAAAAACUUUCAUGAUCGAAGACGACAGUUUGGCCUAUGAUCAAUUGUCAACGCCGACAAGAGAAGAAUCUCAGGAAAUGAGUGACACUUCAAUCGCGGUCGCACAGAGCAACAUUGUUUCCAUCAGCACAACUCUUCAAGCAACUCCUGAUGCCAAGCAAUCUGCGCCAGCUGACGACCAGCCUAACACCGGCAAUGAAAAAAAAUCAGGGAUAAUAAAACCCGCAACAGACGUAGACGGCGACUCGCAACAUCAAACAACAUUGUCCCGGGUAAAUAGCAACAACGAUGAAAAUAAUCCCGAAGUUCAACUCGACCCCAACCAACAGUCCCAUAAAAUCAAAGAAAGAAAUUUGAACGAAAACAAAUUGAACUCCAAAUUUGAAGCUACUCAAAAUAAACCUUUAUUGGAAAACGUAUCUUCUCGUAAGUUGACGGUCUCUUCACCCAUUAAAAAAAUCGUUCUGUCGUGAUUUACUUCGAUAUAUUUUCAAUAAAAAAUUCACCGUUGCUUGAAUUAAUACGAUGAAAUUGAAUUAAUAAAUUAUUCUUAGCUCGAUCUCAUCUCGAAUUAAUUCAAAGCAUAUUCCUUCAAUUUUCAUUCAAUACACUGACCUAGAAAAAGAUUUGUAAUGAGCAAUAAUUUAAAAACUGUAAAGUGUAAAUCUUCCAAAAAAAUCCAGACUCAUUUUAUUGAAUGAAAGAAUUUGCAGCAGGCUUACUCUCAAAAAACAACCAAAUGAUCGUACAACAAUAACCUUGAGGUGGAGCGCAGAUUCGGGAAAAGGUUUUAAAUGCGAGGGAGUUGGGAGAUAAAAUUUAUGUAUUUAGACUGCAUUAUCUACAAUUAAGUUUCAUGCUAAUAAUUUAUCUUAAUAAUAAUUUCAUGCUAGUAAUUUAUAGUUGGCAUUAUAAGGGAGAUGAGACUAUUCUUAUUUAAUACACUAGGUUUUAAGUUGAAAACGCGUAGAAAUUCCGGCAUUUCACUAUUCUUUAUGCUACAGGUAUGCAUACUUUUUAACACGAAUUUAUCGCAUUUUGUCUUUAAAACGUUCAUCACUUUUAAGUGAGUUAUAGACCGUUUUCUCGCACAAAAUUUAUGGUAAGCAGCGGCAGAAGUCGCUGCGUUCUCGAAGUCAGUGUUCAUGCUAUUCAAUGUUCCGAUUUUUUGUAUGCAUCAAAUUUUGAAUUCAGACUUUCCGCCAUUUUGGCUCACGUUGCUUAACAUUUAACGUUUCAGAGAUCGGCUUUUAAUUCAGAUAUAUCAUGUGGCAUAAAAAGUUUCAAAUCUAGCAUAGAAAACUUCAGGAAGGGCAUUGAUUUUACGAAGAAUUCAAUAAUAUUUAUUUUCCUGAUUGUUUUAUUUCUUAAGUUAAUUUUUUUAUUAAUUGUAUAAGAAACAUUGGUUGCAGAAUAGUGAGGUAACCCAUAGACGAAGCACAUGAAAUCAGGAAUAUAUUUGUAGGUAGUUAGAGGCGAGGGAGAGGAAACACGAACUAGAAGCGGAAGCUUAUAAGAUAUUUAUUCCUUAUCCAAUAAGAUCGAUAUAAAGAAGUAUAUCUAAAAUAUGUUAUAGGCGUCAUGUACUACACAAUUGUUGUAAAUGAACAUUCAUAUGGCCAUUGCUGACAUUGAUUUAAACUUUAAAUUGAUGUACGCCUGUUAUUGUAAUUCAAUAUACGAGUUUCUUAUACAAAUUUA
Molecule: messenger RNA, 7457 nt
Organism: Hyalella azteca
Lineage: Eukaryota; Metazoa; Arthropoda; Malacostraca; Amphipoda; Hyalellidae
Exons: 3
Coding region: 323-6229 (1968 amino acids)
Source: RefSeq, a predicted model, not a curated record